AUGUCAACACCUGAAGAUCUUUUGAAGCUCGAUGACUUCCAGAACAUCUUCUCGCUGAAAGGGAAGGUUGCAGUCAUCUCUGGCGGGUCGCGCGGAUUAGGUCUUCAUACAGCAAGCGGCUUUCUCCAAGCAGGGUGCUCCCGCGUUUACAUAGUUGCCCGCAGCGAGGGCCCUUUGAACGAUGCCGCGAAAGCCCUCAAUGCACUCACGAACAAAAACCCUGACGCUCGGGCGAUCGCAAUCGUUGCAGAUAUAUCAAGUCAAGCAGGAUGCGCAAAGAUGGCCGCUGAAAUUAGCAAAACCACGGAUCAUGUCGACAUUUUGGUUGCCAACGCCGGCGCAACUUUUAUUGGCUACAUGGACGAUUACAAGGAAGAUGAUUUCGACCGGGUCAUGAAAAUGAACGUCAGCAGCAUCUUUUUCUCAGCUCAAAAAUUAUCUCCGUUACUUCAGGCUGGGGGCACAGUCCAGGAUCCAUCUCGGAUUAUCAUGGUGUCUUCAGUGGCGGGCGUCGUUGUUGGGGACAUGGGUGAGCACGGAACAUACGCGUACGCCGCUUCCAAGGCAGCUGUGAUUCAUCUGAUGAAGAACCUGGCCGUGGAACUUGGACCGAAACAUAUCACGGUGAAUGUAGUUGCACCCGGAAUGGUUCCGAGCCAAAUGAGUGCGCCGCUGAUGAAUCGGCAUGGCGGUAUUGAAAGCGUCUCAAAGCAGGUGCCGGACCAGAAGCUAGGCAGUCCCGAAGAUGUCGCUGGUGUAAUGAUCGCUGGCGCUGUGGUUAACUCCGCGGCCAUCAACCUUGGGAUGUACAUCGCCGGUCGUGUCUUGAUGGGCAUUGGCAUCUCUAUGGGGCUGACGAUUGCACCGACCCUCCUGCAAGAAAUUGCGCAUCCUCGCUAUCGAGCCCAGAUUGGCAGCAUGUAUACCUGCAUUUACUAUAUCGCUGCCGUGAUCUCAGCCGGCGUCUGUCUCGUCACCAGACAUAUUGAAGGAAACGCUGCAUGGAGAAUUCCUUGCUACUUGCAGCUUGUUGGGCCAGGCGUGACUUUAACGAUGACCUUCACUAUGCCGGAGUCUCCCAGGUGGCUUGUUAGACACGGCGCUUCUGACGAAGCUCUACAAAUCCUCGGAAAAUACCACGCAAAUGGCGACAUCAACGACCCCCUUGUUCGGCUCGAAUACGAGGAGAUAAUGGAAAAUCUGCGGGUUGAUGAGGUCAACUCUGAGACCAAAUACACCGACUAUUUCCUGCCAAACAACCGCCCUCGUCUUUUCUUGCUCGUCGUUAUCGCAAUCGGGACGAAUUGGGUUGGAAAUGGCAUCAUAUCGUACUAUUUGUCGCCUAUCCUGAGUACGAUUGGCAUUCGGUCCACGGAGCAACAAGCGGGACUUAACUUGGGCUUACAGAUUUGGAACCUCAUGGGACUUUCAGGGGCCUACGAUACCCAAGGGCAGCAAAAAGCAGUCGGCCUCGCUGUAGUCCCGUUCUUGUUUGUUUUCUUCGGCUUUUAUGAUCUCGCGUGGACCCCACUGUCGAACAUGUACUCGGUCGAGAUCCUGCCCUACAACCUGCGAACCAAAGGACAGGCAAUCUACAACAUCGUUCAAGGAUCCGCAAAUGCCGUCAACCAGUGGGUCAAUCCGAUUAUCCUCGAGGCAAUUCACUGGAGAUACUACGCGGUUUAUAUCGGAAUUCUGGCCUUUUACUGCGUCAUUAUUUAUCUCAGAUUUCCCGAGACGAAGGGACUCACGAUAGAGGAAAUCGCGAUUAUUUUUGAUGGAGAUAGAGCCAAAGGUAUCAGCCGUGCUGCGCGUGUUGUCCGUGAUGAGCCUCAAACUGUCGGCGAUGGACAUUCAAUUCGGUCUGAGCAUGCGGACGAUAUCUCCAUCAAACAAAAUGGCAUGGCGGGCAAGAGCAGCGGCAAUGUCACUGCAUCUGAGCGAGCAUGA
Colletotrichum siamense is the source of this 1950-nucleotide messenger RNA. It is a transcript of the gene rhlG-4, whose product is annotated as Rhamnolipids biosynthesis 3-oxoacyl-[acyl-carrier-protein] reductase. The coding region runs from base 1 to 1950 and encodes 649 amino acids. NCBI's taxonomy places the organism in Eukaryota, Fungi, Ascomycota, Sordariomycetes, Glomerellales, Glomerellaceae. Gene Ontology annotation, cellular component: membrane. The record is from RefSeq and is a predicted model, not a curated record. The transcript is spliced from 8 exons. Gene Ontology annotation, molecular function: transmembrane transporter activity; oxidoreductase activity. Gene Ontology annotation, biological process: transmembrane transport.